AUGCAGAAUCUUAGUUCCCUGACCAGGGGUCAAACCCAUGCACCCUGCAGUGGAAACAUGUGUCCCCCUGACACCUCAAACUCAACAGUCCUAAGCAAAGCACAUCAUUUUCCUCCCAUGUAUGCACCCUCUUCCUCUAUAGUUAAUGAAGUUAUUGCCUACCCAGUGGUCCAAAAGAAUCUGCACUUCACCAUCAACUCCCCUAUCUUUCCUUCACAUCCAGUUCCUGGUGAUUCUACCCACCACCACCCUGGUCCUGACAUCACUAUUUCUGUCUGGAGCAUGCAAAGUACCUGGAGCAAGUACCAGCCCAUAGUGGCUGGUACUUCUAGUGGGCUACUCACAUAG
Rangifer tarandus platyrhynchus (Svalbard reindeer) is the source of this 348-nucleotide messenger RNA. The record is from the annotation of a GenBank genome assembly. NCBI's taxonomy places the organism in Eukaryota, Metazoa, Chordata, Mammalia, Artiodactyla, Cervidae.